CACCAGUCCGUCGCGUCAGUUCAGUGUGCGACGAACGACCGACCGGGACUGGCAGAAUGCUAACAGAGAGCAGUGUCGUGGUAGUUAGUUAGUUAGUCAGUGUGUAGUAUACGCGCGCGCGGGGAGAGCUGUUUUAGGUAAAUAGCCUGAAUCUAAAUCAAUGAAUCGUGUAGUAGCCGUGCCGGGGAGUGUUGUUGUUUUUGUUAUUUUUAUUUUCGCGCUGCUGCCCGUCGCGUCCGUCCGUUCCGUUUGUUCGCUUCUACUCUUUGGGAGUACUCUCGCCAGCGCGCGCCGCGGCCGUGUCUCUCGUAGAAUCCAGUCCAGAUCGCGCGUUGACACGGCGCGAUGGGAUGGUAGUCAGUAUGGAGUAGCCGUACAGUAGCGGUCGAAAAAUUGUAGGAUUUGUUAUCAAAUUUUGUUUGUCGUAAAUUGAAGUUUAAGUGACACUCCCAUUCCGGCCGCUCGGUUUGUGUAACUCCAAUUUGGCGCGGUCAGCGACAAUCCGCGAAGCAACAACAACAACGCCCAAUCGUUGAAUCAAUUUAAGUAGUGCAUAGAGCAACAGUGUUUGUUUGCGUGUAUGUUCUAUAUUUUCGUACAUAUUGGUCCCGGAAGAGAAGAAAUUCCGAGCGUGCGCGUGCCCGUUCGUUCGCGAAAGUGUGUCUCCGUGUCUCUGUGUGUAAUCAAUGGCCAAUUUUAAUCGCAAGGUGAAAAGUUUACGUCCCAAUGUCGUAAAGUGUAGUGUCCCGUUGUGUUUUUGUUGUGAUGAUUACCUCGUGAUGGAUGGACGAGGAUGAUGUUGUGCGCGCGGUUGAGAAAUAAGGAAGAAAGAGAGCGCUAAGUAAAACUGCAAAGCUCUUAUCACGGAGAAGGCACUGAGUGUGUGUAUGUGCUCGAAAUAAUAUGCACCUAUCAGUAACCCAGUCAAACAGCAGCAGCAGCAGCAGCAACAGUACGACGACUUUGACAACAGGCGCACCAACAGCGCUAGCUAGCUACAAUUCGCAGUCCUCCGGCAGACAGCACCCUCCGGAAAGUCAACAGUACUACCAGCAGCAGCAGCAACAGCAUCAGGGCUUUCAGCAGCAACGGGAUUUGGUUGCCAGAACCCAGGCUGGCACGAACGGUGGAAGCGGUGAUAACCAAGGUCACCGUCAACAGAACCAACAACAGCAGCAGCAACAGCAACAACAACAACAUCAACAGCAUGGUGCAAUCAUAACUACAGAAUGUGAUACCGAAGCGGAGAUCCCGGCCUCUGUCAUCAGCAGCGUUGGCGCGGUAAACUAUCAGCAAUCGACGGCUGCGGUCCGGCAGCUGUACGUUGUGGCACCGGUGGUUGGCUAUGGGUCCGGAGGCGGUGUCGGUACUGCCUUCCACGCCACCAACAUCACCGCUGCUACGAGCAGCAGCAACGACAAUGUGAAGGGUCAUCCCCAACCCUACAGCAACAGUGCUAGCGAAAGUGCCAAUCAUCAUCACCAUCAGCAACAGCAGCAGCAGCAGCAACAACAACAUCUUCAGUUUCAUCAAUCCGGUAGUGGCAGCAACGACAGCCAAAGGAUGAUAUCACAAACCAGCACCGGUAGCUCCUCGACGCCGACGGUCUACAGUUCCGCAGCGUCGUCGACGGCGGCGGCAACGGCGGCAGCUGCAGCAGCAUCGGUGGCCAACAACAGCAACGGAAGUACAAAUCAACCCCGCCAGCAUCCGAAGAAGCGCAAGUUCUAUCUGGCUGACCUCGAGGAGAUGGAAUCCCACCGGGGCAGUGCAGGUUCCUCCGGGCCGCCAUCGCAACCCGUCGACACGGGAGGAACCUCGCUGCUAAACGGGAGCAAUAUUAGUAACAGUGCUGUAAAUAAUAGUAGUAGUAAUAGUCACAAUGUUGUUAGCAUAGAAAGCGAUCAGAACGCGGCGGGCACGGGCGAUGUUUUCUCGGGGACAUCGGGCCACACCGAACUUCCAAACAGUAGGCCACCGUCGGGCUCUUCGGCGUCUCCCUCGGUGGCCUAUAGUAGCAGUUGUAGCGGCAACAAUCUAGGUGCAAUAAUAACCGUUACUUCGAUGGCACAGCUUCAACCGCAAUCGAUAAACGCGAUGAGCGAACGUGUUGUCAGCUGUAGCAGUCCCAGUACUAACAGAAAUAACAGCAGCCACAGUAACAACGGUACUAUGGAAGGAGCUAGGCUUCAUUCGCAACAGAACUACGAGACCAUGCCACAGCAGCAGCAGCAACAGAGGCAGAUAAUGCUGCCAUCGGAUUCGGUGAGGCCUCCCCAGCAGCAACAGCAGCAGCAGCAACCAGUCAGGAUACAACAAACUGCCGAUGCAUACUACGGCAAUAAGAAAAUCUACACCAGUACUUCUUAUGGCUCACCUAUCAACAGCUAUAAACCGGCUGCCACGCCUCCGUCUUCGAUGGCGCAGUCCAUUCAACAACAACAGCAGCAGAUCGUGGGGUCACCUUCUUCGAUCCAGCAACAGCAUCAACACCCGCAACAGCAGCAGCAUGGUCCACCCUCCAGCAAUACCCCACCGGACACGGGAUCGCAUCACAUGAGCAGCAGCAGCAGCAGUACACCGCCAGUCGCCGCCGGAAUGAUCUCAAGCAACGCUACUACCUCGUCCUCCGGACCACCUCCACCGCCACCAACGUCGGCGUCCUCGUCGGCGUCAACGUCGGGUCCCUGCGGGGCGGCGGCACCAUCGAGCUUGAUCGAUCUGAACGACUGGGCCAACAACUAUCGGGUGCUGGCCCGACGGAAAGACUUCUACGAGUCGGGGGUGAUACGGUCUACACCGUCGCCCAGCACGGUCGUGGUGCAGUUCGACUAUCCGGAGGGAAGCGUGCAGAAGUACGAUGAUGUGUUUGGCGCUGGUCGCUACGAUAUCAUCGACGACGCGUGUCCUUCCGCGUCGGACGUGGGUCCCGGCAGUAGGGUGUGCGUUCGGAUUCAAACCGUGCCCGCCUAUCCGACCGGGAACGUUUUCGUCGAGGCUGUGGUUAAAGAAAUGCAUAAUAGUACUAAGAAGUUUUCCGUGCAAUUCAUUGGACCCGGUGGAGGGGCACAGGAGAUAAAGUUGGUGAAAAGGGUAGACAUCCGACUGCUGAAACCCCCCUGGUGGGAUGAGCUGGAAGAGAUGGUAGAAGCAGUGGAGGGUGCCCGGAACCGAUCCCAACCUACCCCAGUCAGUAGUAGUAGGUCCGGUCCAGUGAGCUAUCACAGCGCGGACGGAAUGUCUCAACUGCCCGCCAAUGCCAUCGUGUACAGUCAGAGUUCAGUUCCCCCGGUCAGUGCGUCGGGAGUUCCGUACAAAGCCAUCAGCAUCACGCAAGGGCGUGGUGUGGCGGCUGCCGCGCGAUACGAUCCCCAACAGCAGCAGCAGCAACAACAGUCACAUGUGCCAUUACAGUUCCAUCAGAUUCUUCCGACGCUGCACGUGAACGAGGAACACUAUCGGACGGCGGCGACCUCACCGAUGACGGCAGGACCAACUGGGUCCGGUGGUGGUGGGUUCGAUGGCCAGCCGACAACGACUCUUAUAGCAAAUAAUCACUAUCAGGCACAUCACCUCGCCUCCCAACAGCAGCAAGGAGGGAACGAGUUGGGGGCGCCUGGUGGCUCAAAUACAGUAUUAACGUCUGGCAGUCCAGACGAUUUGCACGUUGCAAAUCGGAACUUCUUCGACUACGAAAGCGACGACGAACUGCGGCGAGGAGAGAUCAACUUCCGUAUGGAUGGGGAAAACGAAAAAUACUCAGGCAGUAGCAAGCGAAGCAGCAUGCAAAGUCGUGGCAGUACGUCUAGCUUACUGGACCAGCGCAGUACUCCCAGAUCUCAACCAGCAACUCCAAGAUCUCAAGCGGCGACGCCACAUCGCUUCAAGAAGGGCGACGUCGUGUCCACCCCCAACGGUAUACGGAAAAAGUUCAACGGCAAACAGUGGCGACGGUUGUGCUCGAACGAGUCUUGCUCUAAAGAAUCUCAACGACGCGGCUAUUGCUCGCGGCAUCUCAGCCAAAAAGGAAACGCCCUGCGUUCGUCCGCCGGUUCCACGGCCAACCAUUUCGCUAGUAGUCGAUCUAGCAGCAAAACUCAACUGGACGAGGACACUUCUCGGGAUUCGGAAACGUCGCCAAACUACCGGGUAACCGGACGGUUUGACGAAACGGAAACGGACGUAGCCAAUAUGCUGGUGUCCCUGAGUAGUUCCCGGUCGGCAACGCCAUGUACGUUCUCAUCGCCAACGGGGCACGCAUCGUCUCCCCUGGCCAGCACAACCCAGUCACCGGUGACCAUCGGGAACCGGCAGAACGUCUUCAUGCCCAUCGGGAGUCCGGCACCGUCCUCCUCCGAACACCACAGUAAAUUCAAAACCAACACUCCCAGUCCCAUCAUGUACGGUGGCGGCGGUGGUGGUGGUGCUGGCAGCGGUAUGCAUGGCCUCGGUGGUUCCGGUGGGAUACCGAUGAAUCUCGGUCCCCAGCAGCCGCCCCUGAUACGACCGGAACUGUUGCGACCCUCACAGACCACAGUAGUGCCCCAGCAGCCGCCGAUCGUGUCGUCGCUUCCUCCCACGGGACACGCUACCAGCGUGAUACGGAUAUCGCCAGCAUCGUCCCACAGCUCCGGCCAGCAUCCGCCGGGGCUGUACUCUUCCUUUCACGGCCAACAACAGUUGCCACAGGUAAUAGUCGAUCCGGGUCAACCGCCAUCGCAACAACAACUGCAACAUGUGCCCAAUCGGGGGCCUCUCAUGGCACCUCAAACGGCGAUCCAAUUGCAACAACAACAGCAGCAGCAGCAAUCAAUCGUUCAACAGCAACAACCACAGCAACAACAACAACCGACCGUGCCAAAAAACGGCAUUAGCACGGGUUCCAUCUUUCAAUGGCAUACAUUACUUCCGAUAAUCCAAGCUCCGGCCUCGAAAACGUUCGUCCACCACCACCAUCAAUCGAGCUACUCUCCAGCUCAACUCCACCACCAGCAGCAGCAGCAGUCAUCCGGCGGCAUUCCACAGACGGCGGUCAACCAGACAAUCAUUGCGUCACCGACGGUCCGGAUGUGCACGCCUCCACCGUCGGAACCGGCUGCCGAUGACGAGUGCGACGACAAUGAGGGAGAUGAUGAUGUUUUUGAAGCAGAGCCCGUGAAAACCAACUACAGCACCAACAACAACAAUAGCAACAACAAUCAACAAUUGGCCGGGAGAGACAACUUUCAAAGCUCCGGUGGAGGAAACCAGCAACAGCUGCUCCGGGGAAUGGACAUCGAAGCCGGACCGGGUUCGUUCGCGAAUCAGAAUCUAGUCCAAGGCGGCAAUGCUGGAGGAGCAAACAGCAGCAAAGCGGAGAGCGAUUCCAUCAACAAGAGGCGGACACAAUCCUGCAGUGCAGCGCUGCAGGCGGCUAAGGAAGCCGGAGGAGGAAAUGGCCCACCCAGUGCAAAGGAACCACAGAGUCCCUUGAACAAGAAGGACGCCAAGAUCCGACGACCGAUGAAUGCGUUCAUGAUCUUCUCCAAAAGACACCGAGCGCUCGUUCAUCAGAAGCAUCCCAAUCAGGACAACCGGACGGUGAGCAAGAUCCUUGGGGAAUGGUGGUACGCCCUGAAGGCAGAGGAGAAAACCAAGUACCACGAGUUGGCCAGCGAAGUCAAAGAGGCUCAUUUCCGGGCUCAUCCGGAGUGGAAGUGGUGUUCCAAAGAUCGGCGGAAAUCGUCCUCCUCCACCAAGGAUGGACGUGGUCGGAUGGAUUCCUUCGACGGGAACGAUUCAUUCGAUGAGAAAAGUCCCACGACACCGUCGGAACAUGGUCCGGCCGGUGCUGCGGUUCCACAGUUGAAUGACAUCAUUCCGACGACCAUUGCACCGUACAACACCGGUGCUACCGGAAGUAACCCUGAUGGCGACGAAGCUGCUGGACGACCGGACGGCACUGGGGAAAAAAUGGAUCAUGACGACGGGGGCACGAUGUCCGAUGACGACCAGCAGAUGGUGAUUGCGGAAGAAUCUGCGGCAAUGCACAACCCGGCGGCAAGCGGCGAAACGGGCGAAAUGGAUCUCAAGUGCGCCGAAAAGGUGGGCGAUUCGGACGUGGACGAUGUCGCCAACGCCGGUGGUGCCACCGGGAUUGGUGGGGGUGGUGCUACCGGCACUGGCGAAGAAGAUGAAUACAGGGCGAGAAUCAAGGUUUCAGAAUCAGUGGUUUCAUCAUCCUCUCUCGCGAACGACAACAUCCCGACGGAUUACUCGAAAACGGCGACGGCACCGAUUCCACCGGCCAGCAAUAGCAGUAGUAGUAGUAGCUCGGCGCCGUCCACUCCCUCGGAUCCGCUGACGUGCAAACCGAAACCGAUCAAGGUGGCCCUGUUGCCUCCACCGGUGUCCCACCCCACCCAGGGUGGUCACCCAGGUGGCGGUGGUACUCCCCAUGGAGAACCAACACCUGGGCCACCGGGAGGCAUGCUUCACCACAGCUACCAUCACCAUCAAACGCCGCUCAGCUACUCGUAUGGUAGCCCGAAGAACCCGAUCGGUGUGUCGCCGUUUCAGCCUACUGGCGGAGCCUUUAAAACCAUGCCGCAAAGCCCGAAAACCAUCGCCAAGCAGGAGCAGUACCAAUCAGUCAGUACUCCGACUGCUAUCAAAUCUGAACCGACGGACAACCUGUGCAAUAACAAUAACAACAACAUGGGCAAAAUUUCCGCCAAUGGCAACAUAUUCAACUUUUCGACCUCGGCUAUCAAAGAGCACCAGCAGCAACAACAGCAGCAGCAGCAUCAACCGUUUGUCUCAACAGACAAUAAAUGUAAAUCGAUUAGUUUGAAUCCUAUUUGUUAUACAAUCUCAAAUACUAACAACAACGGUGGUAACAACAAUGCCUCCCUAACCGGCACAAGUAAUAGCAAUAACACAAUCUUGAUGAGCAUGAAACAAGUUGUGCCAUCCCCGUCGGCGAUUUCCGCAGCAGUACAACAGCACCACCAUCAACAACAACAACAACAGCAGCACCAACAGCACCUUUUUCAUCAGCAGCAGCAGCAGCAUCCUCAUCAUCAUCACCACCUGCAGCAGUCGCAGCAAUCGUUCCCCGGUGGUCCAAAUGGCGGGGAUAAUGCGACUUCAGCGGCAGCGAUUCUCACGUCGAACCAGCUGUUGGCCGCGGCGGCGGCCGCUGCCGGUAGGCAGAAGUUCAUGUUCGCCGUGAAUGCAAAUAAUCCGCAGUUUACGCUCGUCCUACCCGACAGCCAACAGUACGCUCUCAAUGACCGUUCCAAACUGUACGCCACUCCAUCAUCUGCCAUCUCUUCUUCCUCAUCAUCCACUGCUUCCUCCUCGGCGGUCUCUCUUACUUCUGCGUCGUCUACUAUCCUGUCCUCUUCCUCCUUGGGAUCUUCCCAGAGCUCCUCCUCCACCGUGCCAGGUCUAGCCGCUUCAACCGCUUAUGCACUAACCACCUCCUCGAUGGUGCAGGGACCGCAAUUGAAGCCAGCCAUAUCAUCAAGUACAACAACAACCGCGACACUCCAACCAGUACAAUACUUGAUACAAGGAAAAAUACCGAACCUUCUCAUCUCCACAUCCGCACCACAGGCCUACCAGCAGCACCUCCAGCCACAACAGCCACCGCUCGUAAACAUCAAACAGGAACCGCCGGAAUCCCCUGGCGGAAGAAACCUUCCUGUUACGCCCAAUUCGUGCUCUUCGGCUGCCAUGGUCCCAACAGAUCCGGCCGAACAGCACACCCCCAUGUCGGUUCCGACCGGUGGGGCCUCCGAAGAGACUGACGAGGACUUCGAUGCUCCCGAGAGCAAGAAGUUCAUUCUGGCACCGACCCCGGCCCAGCUUGGCCGAGCGCCGUUGCAGCGGCGGCAAAUGAGCAACAGCAGCAACUCGUCGUCCGGCCAUCAACAGCAACAUCAGAACUCCGGCGACAGCAGUGACAACAGCAACGGAAGCACCACCCACCAGCAGCCGCCAUCUUGUACCCAGAUGCCAUCCGCACUGCCGACACCGACCUCGGCCACGCUUGACGACUUCCAGAGUCCGCAGAUUUCGCCCACAGUCAAAACGAAGAACUUCUUCAAAAAGGUCAAACCGGACGAUAUGGAUAACGUUCUCAGACAGGUCGACUUUGAGAAAAAGUUCAAAACCCUACCCCAGUUCAAACCGGAGGACUGCCAGUCGCCCAGUGCAAUCUCUGUGCCAUCGUCGCCACGUGUUUUCACACAAAACUAUCGUAAGAAAUCAGCGCAACAGCAGCAGCAGCAACUCCAACAACAACAGCAACAACAACAGCAGCAGCAGCAGCAGCAACAACAACAGCAAUUACAUCAGCAACAAUUGAAAACUCCCAUGGAGGAGGACCAUCCGCAGCAGCAGCAUCAUCCUCAUCACCAUCCGUCAGCUCAGCUCACCUCGGACAGCAGUGCUCCGCUUUCGUCCACGGCAACGCCUUCCAGCGCGUACAUCGUUGGCAAUCGCUUCUUCGGACCAGAUUUCAACAUGGAACAGUACAAAGGUUACUUCUCUCUCGUAGAUAUGGCCGCCGACAACACUGACCGUUCGCCUCGAACUCCGAAGACGCCCUCGGCACGGUCAGUCAACUCAGCCGAAGAGAAGGGCCACCGGAAGAUUCUGGAGCAGCGGCGCAAUUUGGUCAUGCAGCUGUUCCAGGAACACGGCAUGUUCCCGACAUCGCAGGCGACCAACAGUUUUCAGUUGGCCCACAGUGACAUCUUCCCGAGCAAACAGAGCUUGCAGUUGAAGAUCCGCGAAGUCCGUCAGAAGUAUAUGGCCCAACCGCCGGGCUUCACGCCACAAUCGGCAGGGCCGAUCACGCCGACCGAUCUCGGUGCCGGUACGCUAAACGAAGCGGCGCAGCAAACAUUGCAAAACUUACAACAACAGCAGCAGCAACAACAACAGGAUUAAUUACAGAACAAUGGUCACAACAUUUUGCUAAGGCAUUUCAAAAGCCGUAAUCAAUCGGAGGAUUUAAAUAUUGUAAUUUGCAAAAUGCGUAGCAAAACCGGAUGCUUUCGGCAAAACUCACGCUCCCCGCUGAUAGAAACAACAAAAAAAAAACAAAUAGAUAAUAAUUAUUUACUAUUACAAUCACUACUCAAUAGCCUAAACAAAAUAUACUGAAACUAAAACAA
Aedes albopictus (Asian tiger mosquito) is the source of this 9167-nucleotide messenger RNA. RefSeq names its product mucin-19 (gene cic). Gene Ontology annotation, molecular function: RNA polymerase II transcription regulatory region sequence-specific DNA binding; DNA-binding transcription factor activity, RNA polymerase II-specific. NCBI's taxonomy places the organism in Eukaryota, Metazoa, Arthropoda, Insecta, Diptera, Culicidae. The transcript has 20 exons. Gene Ontology annotation, cellular component: nucleus. Gene Ontology annotation, biological process: regulation of transcription by RNA polymerase II. Bases 904 to 8940 code for a protein of 2678 amino acids. The record is from RefSeq and is a predicted model, not a curated record.